Molecule: messenger RNA, 1008 nt
Organism: Penicillium oxalicum
Lineage: Eukaryota; Fungi; Ascomycota; Eurotiomycetes; Eurotiales; Aspergillaceae
Product: glutathione S-transferase family protein
Exons: 5
Coding region: 1-1008 (335 amino acids)
Cellular component (GO): cytoplasm
Molecular function (GO): glutathione transferase activity
Source: RefSeq, a predicted model, not a curated record
AUGGUUGUUGAUGGCGUGUGGUUGGCCAUUGUCAACCCCGCGAUUAAGUGGUCCUUACGUCACAGCCAAACAGUCCGUCUUGUUGUACUUGGAAGAACUCGAGCUGUUGACUACCGGCUGCACUUGGAGAAAUCGAAGUUCCGAGCUAUUUCCCAGCGACUCAUACACGUACAUUUAACAGUCAUCUAUCUGAUAAUUUGCAGCAGUACUAGAAGACACAAAACACAAAACAACAUGUCGAACCAGAAGCCGUACCACACCAAAGCGACAGGAAAGGCUGCGGUGACCGUAGCCGAUCACUCUACAGAGUCACCGCUCAAGCUCUAUGGAAGCUGUUUUUGCCCCUUUGUGCAGAGGGUUUGGAUAGCACUAGAGGCCAAGAAGAUACCGUACCAGUACAUCGAAGUCGAUCCCUAUGAGAAACCUCAGUCAUUGCUGGAGGUGAACCCGCGAGGGCUUGUUCCAGCUCUGCGACACGACGACUGGGGCUGCUAUGAAAGUACCGUGCUGAUGGAAUAUCUCGAGGACCUGAAGACCAGUACACCGCUUCUUCCCGAUGAUCCAAAGACGCGAGCGCAUUGUCGACUGUGGUCAGACCAUAUCAAUCGACACGUUGUACCGGGAUUCUAUCGCCUUUUGCAAGAACAGAACCCUGAGAAGCAGGUGGAGCAUGCCACAGAGCUGCGGAACGCGUUCGAGACGCUUAUCAAAGCCGCGCAUCCCGAGGGGCCUUUUUUUGUUGGUCCACACAUAUCGUUUGUGGACGUACAAGUCGCGCCAUGGUUGAUCCGACUCCGUCGGGUCAUGAAACCGUACCGAGGAUGGCCUGACGCCGAAAAUGGCACACGGUGGGCGGCCUGGGUGAACGCAGUUGAAUCCAAUGAGCACGUACAGGCAACCACCAGCACGGAUGCGCUGUACUUGGAAAGUUAUGCCCGCUAUGCCGAAAAUCGACCCAAUACGUCUCAGGUUGCAAAUGCAAUCAAUUCGGGGAGGGGGCUUCCAUAA